AUGGCAUCCCUUUUUGAGAAUUAUGAGAAGCAAUAUGGCAAUCUCACUAGCGAAAUAACUCUUAAUUUGAGUAGAAUUCCUCGGUUACAAGAUGAGGAGAGGAGACGCGUUGUUGGCGAAACCUCUCUUCUUUUCGAUGAGACGAGAGAUCUAAUCGAGCAGAUGUUGUUGGAGGUUCAAGAACUUCCACAAGAAACUCGUGAAAAAUAUUCAACACGACUUCAAUUUUUCCAAAAAGAAUUAUCGAGGCUUACGGAUGAAUUCAAAAGACCUAAAUACUCUGCUCGCAGUGCAGGUGUGCGGAAUGAUGCGUAUGAACUGGAUGAGGAAGGUCUACGUGAAGAGGUCCUCUUUGACUCAGAUAUGCGUGCCCGACUUCUAGAGAAUACAGAACGUGUGGCCAAAACUGGGGAUCGUCUCCAAGGUGGUCUAAAGGUUGCAUUGCAAACAGAAGAAGUUGGUAGCAACAUUCUCAACGAUCUGAGCGAACAGCGUGAGAAACUGCAGCGCAGUCGAGGCCGAGCUUUAUCCUACGUAGUUCUACGUCUGGAACUGGAACUGCGAUCCGAAGCUAGAUCCUAA
This is a messenger RNA of Echinostoma caproni, 582 nucleotides long. The record is from the annotation of a GenBank genome assembly. NCBI's taxonomy places the organism in Eukaryota, Metazoa, Platyhelminthes, Trematoda, Plagiorchiida, Echinostomatidae.